AUGGCUUCAGAAUGGGAUAAGGCAAUGCAACAAUUUCCAUCUAAUCUUUUACCAACUUUUCCCAACUAUGGAUUUUUGAUGAAAAAUGGUUGUAAUGGAAUAGCGAAAAAUGUAAUGAAUUGGCCAGCUGAAAUGAUUCUUGGCGGAAUUCGCCAAAUUGGAAAUAACGUCGAAGCGGAUGCUCUACAAUCGGUCAUUCUUGUUGCUACUCCAACGGAUGUCUUUCGACGUUUUAAGGAUUCUAACAUAUUUUCUGGUAUAAACUCGACUUUAUCUUCCAAAGAUUGGUCUCCUCUUACUGCUCGGGAUAUCAUUCAAGAUUGGGCUCGUGCGUUUACUGAUAAAAUUUACAACCAUGAUUUAAAUAAAAAUGGUCAUCGUGUCGUACAUUCUUUAGCGUCCAAUUCAAUUUCUGAUAUGUUGGCAGAGUUUUGUGAUUUUAAUUAUGCAAUUAUUCUUGUUGGUUAUUUAUUGAUGCUUGUUUAUGCCCUUUAUUCUCAAUGUCGUUUUGAUGGUUGUUGCUCACUUGGUGUAGAAUCUGCUGUGGGGCUUGCAUUAGCGGGUGUAUUAACUGUUACACUCAGCAGUGUUGCCGGUCUGGGUAUUUCAACAUGGUUUGAUAUCCAUUUCAAUGCUGCAACAACCCAGAUUGUUCCUUUCUUGGCACUAGGAAUUGGGGUUGAUAAUAUGUUUAUGCUUUUGCAUUCUUACCCCGAGGUCGUUUCAAAUGUUAAUCGAAAUGAGCUUGGAUUUCUUCUCAAACAGACUGGUGUUUCUAUUUUGAUCUCUUCUCUCAAUAACAUCUUUGCUUUUUGUGCAGGAACAAUUUUGCCAAUACCGGCAUUACGAUCUUUUUGCGCACAAACAGCUAUUUUGUUGUCAGUAAAUCUGGUUGGUAUCUUUCUCAUCUAUCCUGCUUUUAUUGCUUUGGAUUUAAAGAGGCGUAAAGCUGGAAGGAGGGAUUUGGCGUUUUUAGCUUAUUAUUGUCUCUGUAUGGAUGAAAGUGUUGGAACUGUUCAACAUUAUCAACACCAAAAUAAUGACAACAAUGGAGUAACUCAUCAGGAAUUAAUAAAUGCGACAAAUGAUUAUGAAUGUGCCAGUCCGCCUUAUUUACCGGCAGAUUUGGACAAAACUGUUAGUAGUUGCAAACACCCAGAAAUUGUUUAUACCCAACCAAAGCUCAACAACGUUCAUCAAUUUAAACGUACCAGAAAACGAAAACAAAAGAAGUCCUAUAGAAUGUAUACUCUUCAAGGCUUUCUUCAUAUUGUUUACAUUCCAUUAUUAAAAUAUACGACUUUUAAGAUUGGUGUGCUUCUAUCAGCUUUCGGACUGUUUCUUUUGAGUCUUUACGGAAUAAGCCAUUCAACUAUUGGUCUUGAGUUAAGUGACAUUUUACCUGAAAAUUCGGCACCAGCUGACUUUUUAAAAACACGCGAUCGGUAUUUCUCGUUCUAUCCUAUGAGUAUUGUGUUGCAUGGUGAACAGAUAGAUUUUCCUGCACGACAACACCAGAUAGAUUUGUUGCGCAAUGAAAUUGGUUAUUCACGUUUUGUUGUCAAGUUGGCUGAUGGUGAACCUUCUGAACGAUAUUGGCUUCAGCUAUUUCGUGAUUGGCUUAUUGGAAUGCAGCAACGCUUAGAUAAUGCUAAAAUUCAAUUUGGUGAUUUAAAUUCUCCAAAUUUAACUUCGUCAAUGAUUGGCAAUCCUGACUUACAAAUUGCAUUUUCUCUGGCAUGUUCUUAUGGAGAAAAUUAUGAUUGCGAUCGGGUUAACUUUGUGCGUUUAAUUGAUGAGAGUGGGACAAUCAACUCUGAUGGUUUUUACAAUUAUCUGUAUGGAUGGCACGAAUAUGAACAAAUGUUCUAUGCUGUUUCUCAAGCAAAUUUUUAUCCUCGAUUGAAAAAACUACGCCAAGGAACUCCUGGAAAUAUGAAAUAUCGUUAUUUUAUCCCACCCGCACCAAAGCCACUAUUCAGCCGUAUUCCUUUCUAUCUUUCUGGGUUGCAUGAUACGCCGACCAUAAUGCAAAUGAUUCACGAUAUUCGAUCUAUUAGCGAGAAUUACACUCGCAUGGGAUUGGUCAAUCACCCCGAGGGUGUGCCAUUCACUUUUUGUUUAAUAAUUUUCAAUCCAUGGGCGGCUGGGAUAGUCACUUUGGUUGUGUUGAGCAUGACUGUGGAAUUGGCUGGUUUUAUGGGGUUGGCACAUGUCAAGUUAAAUCCUAUUUCCGCUGUUACGUUGAUAACGGCUGUCGGUAUUGGUGUCGAAUUCACUGCUCAUGUCGUUUUGGCUUUCCUCACUUCGUUAGGUACUCGGCAUGAACGAAUGGAGGAAUGUUUAAAACAUAUGUUCGUCCCAGUAAUUCAUGGCGGAAUGAGCACUCUUUUGGGCAUUGUGAUGUUAGCCUUUUCUCAAUUUGACUUCGUUUUUAAAUACUUUUUUGUGGUUAUGACUGCACUAGUAAUUAUUGGAAUGUUAAAUGGUCUUGCACUUUUGCCUGUUCUUCUUUCGAUAAUUGGACCACCCUGUGAGAUAAAACCGGUCGGUGAUGGCGCAGUUAAUCGCCUUAGAUGCCUAUCUGUCAACGACAAACCAAGGCUUAAACAAUUGACAGCCUCUACCAAAUUCUAUUUACCUUCUUCUAACCUAUCAACAUUUCACCAUUAA
Molecule: messenger RNA, 2673 nt
Organism: Meloidogyne enterolobii
Lineage: Eukaryota; Metazoa; Nematoda; Chromadorea; Rhabditida; Meloidogynidae
Source: the annotation of a GenBank genome assembly